This is a messenger RNA of Oryza brachyantha (malo sina), 955 nucleotides long. RefSeq names its product 30S ribosomal protein S9, chloroplastic. Gene Ontology annotation, molecular function: RNA binding; structural constituent of ribosome. NCBI's taxonomy places the organism in Eukaryota, Viridiplantae, Streptophyta, Magnoliopsida, Poales, Poaceae. Gene Ontology annotation, biological process: translation. Gene Ontology annotation, cellular component: ribosome; plastid small ribosomal subunit; mitochondrial small ribosomal subunit. The transcript has 2 exons. The record is from RefSeq and is a predicted model, not a curated record. The coding region runs from base 75 to 734 and encodes 219 amino acids.
AUCCCUCUCCUCCCAUCGCCGCGGCCUAAUCCAUCUUCCCCCCACACGCGCGCCCGCCACCGAGCCAGCCAGCCAUGGCGCUCUCCCUCACCACCGCCUUCUCCCACCUCUCCCUCCCCUCCACCUCCGCCUCCAAGCCCCACCCGCUCCCUCUCCUCCUCCGCCUCCCGUCCUCCUCCCGCCGCGGCCCCCGCCUCGCGCUCUCCGCGUCCGCCGCCGAGGCCGCCGAGCCGGUCGAGGCGGAGGCGCCCGCCGCCGAGGACGAGGUGGUGGCCGUGGAGGACGAGCUGUCCGGGGCGGCGCUGCGCAAGUACGUGAAGCAGCGGCUGCCGGGGGGCUUCGCGGCGCAGCGGAUCACCGCCACGGGCCGCCGCAAGACGGCCACCGCCCGCGUCGUGCUCCAGGAGGGCACCGGCAGGGUCUUCAUCAACUUCCGCGAUGCUAAGGAGUAUCUGCAAGGAAAUCCAAUGUGGAUGGAGUACUGCAAGGUGCCUCUGGUGACCCUAGGGUUUGAGAGCAGUUACGACGUCUUUGUAAAAGUUCACGGGGGUGGUCUCUCAGGCCAAGCCCAGGCCAUUUGCCUCGGCGUUGCCCGUGCAUUGGUGAAGAUCAGCAAUGCCAACAAGGUUACUCUGAGGUCAGAAGGUUUGCUGACGAGAGACACUCGUAUUGUUGAAAGAAAGAAGGCUGGUCUUAAGAAGGCACGCAAGCGUCCGCAGUUCUCAAAGCGUUGAGUAUGCUUCCUUGUUGUUAGAAUCGUUUAAAAGUUCUACCUUCCACAGCUUGAAUUGGCCCCUUCUGUCAUAUUCUGUGCAAAUUCCUGUGCUCCUCGACAGACUUGCAAUCUUCAUUCUCUGUAAGCAAUUUUAUUGAGGUCAAAAAAGGCAAUUAUCUUGAAAUCAUUCCUGAAAUCUGAUGGGCACAGCUGUUCAAAUCUACAUCCUGACACAGCACA